This is a messenger RNA of Centropristis striata (black sea bass), 1550 nucleotides long. RefSeq names its product arginase 1 (gene arg1). The record is from RefSeq and is a predicted model, not a curated record. Gene Ontology annotation, cellular component: cytoplasm; cytosol; nucleus. Gene Ontology annotation, molecular function: manganese ion binding; arginase activity. NCBI's taxonomy places the organism in Eukaryota, Metazoa, Chordata, Actinopteri, Perciformes, Serranidae. The transcript is spliced from 8 exons. The coding region runs from base 37 to 1065 and encodes 342 amino acids.
AGGGUCUGGUCGGUCGGUCAGUCGGUGUCAGUCAGCAUGAGGAGCGCGAGGACGCUUAUGCGGCUCGUUCCCGGCCGGAGCCUUCAUCAUCAUCAUCAUCAUCAUCAUCAGGAGCGGUCAGCCGGGAUCAUUGGAGCACCUUUCUCCAGGGGACAGCCUCGCGGCGGAGUGGAGCAAGGACCGGACCUGAUCAGAGCUGCGGGACUGCUGCACCGUUUGCAAGAACAGGGCUGUGCAGUGAAGGAUUAUGGGAACCUGGAGUUUGAGGACGUGGCAGACGACAAGCCAGUGGGUCGGGUGAAAUGUGUUCGGGCGGUGGGCGGCGCCAACCAGAGGCUGUCAGAGGCAGUGCGGGCCGCAAAGAUGGACGGACAUACAUCAGUGAUGCUGGGAGGAGACCACAGUUUGGCGAUCGGCUCGAUUCAUGGUCACUCUGCGGCGGUGGGAGAUCUGAGCGUCGUGUGGGUGGACGCCCACGCCGACAUCAACACGCCACUGAGCUCGUACACCGGGAACAUCCACGGCCAGCCGAUGUCCUACCUGCUGCACGAGCUGCACUCAAAAAUUCCUGUCCUGCCAAACUUCUCUUGGAUUAAUCCGUGUGUGUCGGCAAAAGAUCUCGUCUACAUCGGACUGAGAGACGUGGAUCCAGCAGAACACUACAUCCUGAAGCUUCUGGGUGUGAAAGUGUUUUCCAUGUCAGAGGUGGAUCAACUCGGUGUUGCCAAAGUCAUGGAGGAGACCUGUGACUACCUCUCUGCCAAAGCGAAGAAACCGAUUCACCUAAGCUACGACAUUGAUGCCAUCGACCCCUCUGUUACUCCGGCAACCGGGACACCUGUAGUCGGAGGGCUGAGCUACAGAGAGGGAGUCUACAUCGCUGAAUACCUCAGUCAGACAGGUCUUCUGUCGGCAGUGGACAUGGUGGAGGUAAACCCUCUCAGGGGUCAGACUGAAGAGAAAGUCCAGUCCACGGUGAACACGGCGGUGGAUCUGCUGCUCGCCUGUUUCGGACGCCGCCGUGAGGGAAACCACCCGCUGGAUUACAGCCUGCCAGAGCCUUGAUGGGGGAACGACGGUGGCUUCCUUGACUGCACUGACGGACACCUGAACGUCUCUAAUCACCUGCAGUAACUAAAGGGACAAUCAGAUCCUGACUUAAUGACCUCAGAGAUGAUACAACGACUGUGACAUUAAUGUCACUGAAGUCCACAGAGUUCAGUUUUAAUAGAGCAAGUACUGUGUAAUUUAUUACUUAAUCUGCAAUUUUGUUAUUAAUUUGGUCGGGAAAGUGAGAAAAAAGUGACUUGUGCGGAUUGCUUGUUUCUUCCAAAACACAAAGAUUUAUACUAUGAUACAUUAUAAAGCAGCAUAUAGUUUAAUUAAAAACAAGUGAUUCAUGGUCAAAAUUGUUGUCAGUGUCGGAUUGAUAGAAUAAUCAAUGAAUUGUUUGAGCUUUAUGAACUGUUUGAGAUUUUAAUGUAUUAAGAUAAAUGAAAAAUAAUGUUUAUAACCUGAAAAUGUAAUAAAAUUAAUUUUAUCCUGUUUAA